GAUCAAUGAAGAACUAUUCCCAGGGAAACGAUGGGGUCAUAUUAAUCCUCACCUUGGAAAACAAGGAGUUGGUGGAGUUGGUUGAAGAUUUGGAUGGUGACAAUUCAGGCAGGCCAGAGUGCGUCUCUCUCGCAAGUUUCAUCAGGUGGAUGUCAUUAGUAGGGAUUGUGUUGUUGAUACUUGUUUCAAAGGAAGAGAGUCAUCAUCGAACUCUUCGGCUACCACUACCUUGCGAUCAUGUUGCUCGAGGU
Messenger RNA from Suillus bovinus, 251 nucleotides. RefSeq lists its product as uncharacterized. The record is from RefSeq and is a predicted model, not a curated record. The annotation marks the transcript as partial. The transcript is spliced from 3 exons. NCBI's taxonomy places the organism in Eukaryota, Fungi, Basidiomycota, Agaricomycetes, Boletales, Suillaceae.